Ipomoea triloba (trilobed morning glory) is the source of this 1198-nucleotide messenger RNA. RefSeq names its product putative calcium-binding protein CML19. The coding region runs from base 413 to 1030 and encodes 205 amino acids. The record is from RefSeq and is a predicted model, not a curated record. The transcript has a single exon. NCBI's taxonomy places the organism in Eukaryota, Viridiplantae, Streptophyta, Magnoliopsida, Solanales, Convolvulaceae. Gene Ontology annotation, molecular function: calcium ion binding; enzyme regulator activity.
ACUUCCGUACGCGCUUUCCACCCCUUAACCGCCACAACUGUACAAUCUAGUUAACACAUCUGUAUAUAUACCCAGAGAUUUCUCCACCUUUCUAUCAUCUCAUCUUGUCCCUAUAAGAGCUUUCUUUUUCUCUUUGAUACAUUAAACUUCCCACACCAUAAUAGGUUUCAAAAUCUCUCCAUAAUCUCAAAUUACAAGCUUUUAGUGUGAUCCAAAUCUUCACACUGGAGUUGAAGCAAGACUUUAAGGCGAUCAAUCAAAGAUUACACGCUUUUUGUGUGCUUCGAUUUUCACACGAUAGCUGAAGCAAGAUUUUAAGGUGAUCGGUCAAAAUAACAGCUUCUUCGUAUUGCAGAAAUAAAAAAGUUUCAAACUUUAACUUCGGGUAGUGUCAAAGGUUUUGUCUUUUGCCAUGGAGACGCUCAAAAAGUCACCUUCAUCUUCUUCGACAAAAAAGUCUGCGUUUUCAAGGUUUUGCAGUAAGUUAUCAGUGAAGAAGGGCAAGAAAGAGGAGGAGGAGGAAAGGAUAAUCAAGAAUGCUUCUUCUUCUGAUGAAGAAGCUGAAGCAUCAUCUUCAUCAAGAAAAGGGAAGAACAGUAGUGAGUGUUUGGAGAGAGUUUUCACAUACUUUGAUUCGGACGGGGACGGGAGGGUGUCGCCGGCGGAGCUGCAGAGGGGGGUGAGGGCGGUGGGCGGCGAGCUGUCGGCGGAGGAGGCGGAGAUGGCGGUUAGGCUGUCGGAUUCCGACGGAGAUGGGUUGUUAGGGCUGGAAGAUUUUGCCAAGUUGAUGGAGGGGAAGGGCGUAGAAGAGGAGAGGAAAGAAGGGGAAUUAAUGGAAGCUUUUAAGAUGUAUGAAAUGGAGGGGACAGGGGAGAUUACUCCUAAGAGCUUGAAGAGGAUGUUGGGGAGGCUUGGGGAAUCGGCCACCACAGAAAGGUGUAAAGCCAUGAUCAUGAGAUUCGACAUUAAUGGCGAUGGAGUGCUCAGCUUCGAGGAGUUUAAGGUUAUGAUGAUGCAGCAGCAAGCUUAGAGCAUAUAUGCAGUGAAUUGAAGUUGAAUUGAUUCCAUUACACUUUACACAUUAUGUUUGUUCGUUCUUGUACAUAUAUAUGUACACCAAUAAAUUAAACUUAGGCUCAUUGGCCUUCAUUAUAUUGUUGAUUGGUUUAUUCUUUGCUGAAUAAUUUUGUUUGGUUCA